Messenger RNA from Hemiscyllium ocellatum (epaulette shark), 2662 nucleotides. Its product is annotated as semaphorin-4B-like. Lineage: Eukaryota; Metazoa; Chordata; Chondrichthyes; Orectolobiformes; Hemiscylliidae. Gene Ontology annotation, molecular function: chemorepellent activity; semaphorin receptor binding. Gene Ontology annotation, biological process: positive regulation of cell migration; axon guidance; semaphorin-plexin signaling pathway. The record is from RefSeq and is a predicted model, not a curated record. The coding region runs from base 342 to 2630 and encodes 762 amino acids. The transcript has 15 exons.
UCAGCCCAGCCCGCUGUCCCUCUGAGUCACUCUUUCUCACUGCCCGUGGUCACAGUCCACCAUUUCUUUCUGAAAUAAUACAAGGCACGAGUCAGAACGCAGCUACAGGACCGUGGAAGGAUUCGGGGCCCCGUAUCCAAGCAGGGAUAGACCAGAGGGCACUCCAGAGAAGGACCAGGAAUGAGUCAGUAAUCCAGCUGUACACAGGAAACCGCUGCAUCAGCCCCAGCGCGCGGCUUCCGAACAGACGCUGCGCGCCCGCCUCAGAGUGUUGGCAUCUGCGGGACAGCUCCUCAGCCUCUCCCCCCUCCCUCCUCUCUCCCCUCCACACCGGCCCGGCUAUGUUCCUCCAGCACCCGCCCUCCCUGUCCCGGCCUGCGAUGGACAGCAGCCUGAUUCGCCUGGUGCUGAUCCUGGCCAUCUCGGAGCUCACCACCGUGACCCCCCUCAGCCUGGAGGCCAUACCUCGCGUGACCUUCCUCCGAGGUGACCCACGCCGGAUGUUCGCCAGGUUUUCCCGGGAUGGGCACCGUAACUACAGCACGCUGCUGCUCAGCGAGGAGAUGGAGACUCUGUACGUGGGAGCUCGCGAUGUCCUGUUCGCUGUCAACACCUCGGUCGCUGGGCAACUGGACCUGAUCAAGGAGCUGCCGUGGAAGGCGACAGAGAGCAAGGUCCGCGACUGUUCCUUUAAAGGGAAGAGCAAAGAGUGGGACUGCUUCAACUUUAUCCGUAUCCUGUUACCCCUGAACGCCAGCCUCCUGUACACCUGUGGGACCUUCGCGUUCAGCCCAAGCUGUGCCUAUAUAGAUGUGGGAACCUUUUCGAUGCUGCCGGACGCAGCUGGCAAUCCCCGAACCGAGGCAGGGAAAGGGCGCUGCCCCUUCGACCCCAGGCACAAGUACACGGCCACCAUCGUGGACGGUGAGCUGUACACAGGAACAACAGACAACUUCCAAGGGACUGAAUCGAGCAUCUUCCGCAACCUCGGUCCCAGAGUGGCCUUGAAGACUGAAAGGUCAUCCACCUGGUUACAAGAUCCGACCUUUGUGGGCUCCAGCCUCCUCCCGGAGAGCGACGGCGAUAAGAUUUAUUUCUUUUUCACUGAAGCACGAAGCAAGACGGAGCUCCGCCAGAAACUGAGGCAGCCGAUGGUGGCCAGAGUCUGCAAGAGCGAUGUCGGUGGUGAGAGGGUGCUACAGAAGCGGUGGAUUACUUUCCUGAAAGCGCAGCUACUGUGUUAUCUCCCUGACGACCAGUUCCCCUUCAACGUACUCCAGGACGUCUUUGUGUCCGGGGAUGGGGAUGAGCCAGUGGUUUACGGGAUCUUCACCUCCCAGUGGCCCCAGGGUAGCUCUGACAGCUCAGCAGUGUGUGCCUUCUCCUUCCGGGACAUCCAGGCCGUUUUCAACGGUUCGUACAAGAUGCUGGACCGGGUGACGCAGAGCUGGUCUGUGUAUACCCACCAUGGGCAGGAGCCAAGGCCGGGAGCAUGCGAUAUGGACCCAUCCAUGGAUUUCACUCUGAACCGAGUCAAAGACCUGUUCCUGAUGGAAGGCGUGGUCUAUCCCAUCGAGCGCCGGCCCCUGUUGGUGAAGGUCAGGCUGCGGUACACAAAGAUAGCAGUGGACACUGUCCUGUCAGUCACCUCCGUCACAUACCGGGUGCUGUUUCUCAUCACAGCCUCAGGUUACCUACACAAAGCCGUUGAGAUCGACUCCCAGCCUCACAUUAUUGAGGAACUGCAGCUCUUCCACGGGCCAGAGUCUGUCCACAGUGUCCUGCUCUCGUCCAAAAUGGGCGUGUUGUAUAUCUCCUCAUCGACGGUGGUCCUGGAAGUGCCUGUUUCCAACUGCACAGUCUACCCCAGCUGUGGGCAGUGUGUGUUAUCCCGAGACCCCUACUGUGCCUGGGACCCCCAUGCUGGAGCGUGCAGGGAGACCCGGGGACAGGAUGAUGUGUACCGUUGGAUUCAGGACAUUGAGAGAGCGGCCGCAGGGUCAGUGUGCUCAGUCCGGGCACAGCCUAGAAUGUACACACCAAAGGAAGUGUUCUCAGCAGUUCCUGCGGAGCCUGUUGUGAUGUCCGUCCAGGUGAACACUCUGGUCACUCUGCCAUGUCGUGCCCCCUCCAGCCUAGCACAGAGGAACUGGACACUCAACGGGGAACCGGCAUCAGGGUCAGAGGUCAUCGAGCAGCCCCUGGGCCUCUGGCUGGUGGCUACACCAGGGCUCCAGGGCGUGUGGGAAUGCUGGGCGACCGAGAACGGAUACAGAGCCUUGCUGGUGAGCUAUUCCCUCCAGGUGUCAGCGGGCGAGAGGCCAGCGGGCGCGGAGGGCCAGCUGUCGAGGGCUGGCGUCACAGUGACGACGUACUGGAAUGAGCUGGUGCUGGUUAGCGUGCUGUUCGUGGUGUCUGUACUGACGUUGGUCGCCUACAUCGGCUACCACCGCUCCCAGAGCUGCUGGGCGUGGAAGCGAGUCCGAGUUAGCCAGAGCCCCCCGGACAGCGGAGAGCAGGAGGAAAUCCGGCCUGGCUCCCCAUCCCCGGGAAGCGACACUCAGAUGCACCAGACACACCACCCUGGCGCCGAAGGCAAUCUGCAGGGAUCACAAUUGCCCCUAAAUUGAACUGGACAGGAGGACACUGGUGCGGGUGGAGG